Pararge aegeria (speckled wood butterfly) is the source of this 1080-nucleotide messenger RNA. RefSeq lists its product as uncharacterized. The record is from RefSeq and is a predicted model, not a curated record. Bases 25 to 762 code for a protein of 245 amino acids. NCBI's taxonomy places the organism in Eukaryota, Metazoa, Arthropoda, Insecta, Lepidoptera, Nymphalidae. The transcript is spliced from 4 exons.
UUCUAUUUAUAAAACGAUAACGUCAUGGCAAAUAUCGGAGUAACAAAUAGCAUUCCAAGGCAUUUGACAUAUUCCAAAUCGAAUGUUCCAUUAUUUGGCGCUCUUGUGGACUAUAUGGAGACAAGCUUCGAAUAUCUACGCCGCAAGACCUUCGCAAGGGCUGAGAGACUUCACCUCAAAACCUCCAGAACAUCGCUGUCAGCUACAUUUGUUUCUACAGUCUGUCUCCUACUCGGUUUGGUAUGCAACGUGAAGUUUGAAGUGGUGACCUUCGAGGACGAAGCUUUGCCAAAUGACUUGCAUUUUAUGUUGAUGAGUAAAGAUGAUAAGCUAUAUAUCGAUGACAUCGAUGUUUCAAGGGUCAUUUGGUGCAUCGAAGCUUCUGAUACUCUGGUGAUUUUAAUCAGCUCCUUACUUAUAUGGAACUCGUCUUACGUGAGUUCUCCUCUACGCGAGUAUUUGUUUCUGCCGUGGCUGGGCGCGACGCUUCGAGGACUGUUCUUGCGUCAGGUGCCCACCGCUGGGGCACUUGUAUACACCAUGGCUGUCAUUAACGGGAACGUAAAUCCGCUGUUUAUGACCGCCUUUACUUUUUUAUUUCUGCUAGAAGCUCGUCUCUGGCUGGAAAUAGCGCGAUUGGUUCGUAUGCGCUGGGAAAGAAGGGAAUAUUUUGACGUCUCCCGCCAUUCCCAAUAUGAAGUACAGACGCUUUGGAGCAACGACGACGUGCAGAGCGUGGAAGUUGGGAACUACGUUUAUUAGGAGUUUAAUUUGAACCUGAUCCUGUUUCUGAACUUUCACUUUUUUUUUUAUUUAGUUCGCAAAGCUGACAAUCAACUGCUUACUCUAAUAUAAACUAUAGUACUAUUUGGCAUGUGCAUUGAACUCACAUUUAACUAGAUUAGUGAAUGUUUUAUAGGUAGGUACAUUCAAUGGCGUUCCCACUAUUUUUUUUUACAGAACUUGUUAUAUGCCAUUUCCUGCUUUAUGCUCGGACAAAAACCCUGUACAUGCAAUCUUUAUCAUCAUAACAUCUACAGGGCACGGGUAUCCUCCCACAAUGAGAAGGGUUAAAGUCCA